Meyerozyma guilliermondii ATCC 6260 is the source of this 1191-nucleotide messenger RNA. It is a transcript of the gene CHT3, whose product is annotated as Cht3p. Gene Ontology annotation, biological process: carbohydrate metabolic process. The coding region runs from base 1 to 1191 and encodes 396 amino acids. Gene Ontology annotation, molecular function: chitinase activity. Gene Ontology annotation, cellular component: extracellular region. The transcript has a single exon. Lineage: Eukaryota; Fungi; Ascomycota; Pichiomycetes; Serinales; Debaryomycetaceae. The record is from RefSeq and is a predicted model, not a curated record.
AUGCUUCCUUCUUCGGUUCUUUUUCUCGUGGCUAGUUAUCUUGUCAGUUUAGUCGCUGGUUUCGAUGCACUGUCGAAAUCCAAUGUUGCCGUUUAUUGGGGACAAAACUCAUACGGUGGACAACAACGGUUAAGCACUUACUGUGAAUCAGAUGCAGUUGAUAUUGUGCUCUUAUCUUUCCUUUACUCAUUCCCAAGCAAUCUUCAACUUGAUUUCUCCAACGCCUGCAGUGAUUCUUAUCCUGAUGGCUUGAAGCACUGCUCAACGAUUGCUCAGGACAUCAAGACUUGUCAAAGUCUUGGAAAGAAGGUGCUUUUAUCGUUGGGAGGUGCGCUGGGUGCGUAUGGAUUUACCAGUGAUUCCCAAGCUACCACUUUUGCUACUACGUUAUGGAACAAGUUUGGUGGAGGUAGUGACGAUGAACGGCCGUUUGACGAUGCUGUUGUUGAUGGUUUUGAUCUUGACUUGGAAAACAAUAGUCAAACCGGAACGGUAGCUCUUGGAAAGGCAUUGAGAACCAACUUUGCCAAGGAUACCAGUAAGACGUACUAUCUCUCGGCUGCUCCUCAGUGUCCGUACCCUGAUGCAUCAGUAGGAAAUUACUUGAGUGGAGUUGAUGUUGACUUUGCCUUUAUCCAAUUUUACAACAAUUACUGUGCGUUGGGUUCGAAUUUCAACUGGGACACUUGGCAAACAUUUGCUUCUGGAACUUCUCCAAAUAAGGAUAUCAAGCUUUUCUUGGGACUUCCAGGUGCUCAAAGUUCUGCUGGUUCUGGUUAUGUGACUCCAGAUACCGUUAAGCAAUAUGUUGAUCAGAUCAAAUCCACUAAUAAUUUCGGAGGUAUCAUGUUGUGGGAUGCAUCGUCUGGUUUUGGAAAUGUUGUCGAUGGAACACCGUUUGUGGAACAAAUGAAGAAUAUCUUGAGCGGUUCUAGCUCGGGUUCGGGAAAGGCGGCGACGACUAGCGUGGCUCCAACUACCCUGGCUUUGGCUCCAACAACCCCAUUGACAACCGUUAAAGACACCACCACACUGACUUCGACUUCUGUUCCAAAUGUGCUCACCAAGGUUAUUACCCCAACUGCAUUUGAAACCUAUACGAGAAUUGCUACCACAUUCAUCGUAUCGACGGUAAAGGGACCUCAGACGGCUACUUAUGACAACGGACAGUACCGUGCUGAUUACUACUAG